Lytechinus variegatus (green sea urchin) is the source of this 3581-nucleotide messenger RNA. RefSeq names its product kynurenine/alpha-aminoadipate aminotransferase, mitochondrial-like. Bases 132 to 1598 code for a protein of 488 amino acids. Lineage: Eukaryota; Metazoa; Echinodermata; Echinoidea; Temnopleuroida; Toxopneustidae. The transcript is spliced from 12 exons. The record is from RefSeq and is a predicted model, not a curated record. Gene Ontology annotation, biological process: biosynthetic process. Gene Ontology annotation, molecular function: L-kynurenine:2-oxoglutarate transaminase activity; pyridoxal phosphate binding.
AGGGUUGAUGCUUGAAACACUAUCUAAAUAACGUUAGAUAAGUUUUGCAGAAGGAAUCAUUUGUUCUCCAGUCAGUCUGUGUAAAGUUGUUCAUCAUUUUUGUUCGUAUUUUGAAGUAUAUAUUUACCGACAUGAAUCCCAAUCACUUAACAUUUAUCCCAUCGAUGACCAGCAAAACACUUUCGUUUUUUUGCCGGUUACAUGCACCGAAAGGAGUGGGACUACACUGUCUACAGCUACAGGCACAGCCACAGUUGAAGCUGCCGCAACAUCACUGUCGUUUGGCGUCGACAUCAUCAAUCAGCGUCAACGCGAUAGACCAUCAUCGAUAUUUCAACGAGGUCUCCAAUUCUCGCAAACCAUCUCCAAUUCGUAAACUUUCUGAAUUGUUGAUGACGGGGCCUCCUACCUUGAUCUCGCUUGCAGCAGGUAUACCUAACGUGGACAUGUUUCCCUUUGAGAAGUCAAGCAUUACACUUAAGGAUGGUACUGAACUUCAAAUGUCAUCUGAAGAAAUGAAAGUAGCACAACAGUAUGGUGUCACUUCAGGCUAUGGUGACCUCCGUGACUGGCUGAUGGCCCUCCAAGUUAAAAUGCACAAUCCUCCAACACAAAGUAGAACAGAUGGCAGUAAACUUGAAAUGGCUAUUACAGCAGGAAGCCAACAUGGGCUCUGUAUGGCAUGUGAAGCACUUAUAUCAAGAGGGGAUAAGGUGUUGGCUGGUGUACCUUUGUAUUCUGGUGCUAUAGCAAUGAUGGAACCACUUGGGGCAGACAUUAUCCCUGUUAAUGUAGACGGUGAAGGUUUGAAUCCAGAUCAUCUAGAACAGCUUCUAUCAAGAUGGGAUCCAGAAGAUAGCAAGAAAGAGGGGUCCGAUAUACCAAGGGUGCUUUAUUUGGUUCCUAAUGGAGACAAUCCCACUGGUAGCUGUGUCACACUGGAAAGGAGAAAAAGAAUUUAUGAGCUGGCCAGAAAGUAUGAUCUACUAAUCCUUGAAGAUGAUGCCUACUAUUUCUUGCAAUUUGGGGAGGAGAGGAGUCCAAGUUUUCUUUCCAUGGACGAUGACGGGAGGGUUCUAAGAUUUGAUUCUUUUGCCAAAAUCAUUUCUGCAGGUCUUCGUGUAGGUGUAUGUACUGGUCCUCAGGCGAUAGUAACACGUAUCAUCAUGCAUAUGCAGGCUUCUGUCCUUCAUACUAGUGUACUUACUCAACUCACCUUGUAUAAGUUAUUGAAUCACUGGGGUAUUGAUGGACUAUUAAGCCAUGUAGGGAAAGUAGUAGCCUUCUACAAAGAGAGAAGAGAUAUCCUACUUGCAGCAAUGGACAAGCACUUGAAAGGUCUUGCCAAGUGGAAUGUUCCGAAUGGGGGGAUGUUUGUUUGGAUGGAACUGAUUGGUGUCAAUGAUUCCUAUGACCUCAUCUCUAAGAAAGCCAUGGAGAAAGAAGUCUUGUUUGUCCCUGGUAUAGCCUUCUAUCCUGAUAAGACCAAACCAUCUCCAUUCAUCAGGGCAUGUUUCUCUGUCUGUUCUGAUGAUAACAUGGAAGAGGGUAUACGACGACUAGCUGAGUUGCUUAAAGAUGAGCAGAAGACAAAGUAGGAUGUCAGGAUCUUUUCAUCUAAAUAAUAAAAGCUGCCAAUGUUUGAUAACACUAUCAUAUUCUUGUACAUGUUGCUUUUCUAGUCCCCCCCACCUUCAACAUUUUAAAAAAUAAAUCUUUGAUGUGAAAAAUAUCAUGUCACGAUAUUUCAUUAUUUUUUUUCUGUUCAAGUCUCGCACAAUUUUUAAGAUCAAAUUCGCGAUGUCUGGGUAUGUGAUUCAGAAGUCAGAUCCCAAAUUGCUAAAAAAUGUGAUUUGUUGUACAAAUCCAUUGCAAAUUGUUUAUGUAGCCAAAGUUCAUAGAUCCAUCAUUAUUUUUACUUUUUACUAAUUGUAAUUUAUUUCAUGUUAUGUACCACUGAAAUGGUGUUGCUAACAAUAUCCGUUAAAAACACAAAAAAAACUAAGCAAAAUAACAAAGAAAUAUAUAAGAAAUUGAACAAAUUCUAAAAUACCUAAGAAAAAAAAAGAACAACUUUAUUUCAAUAUAUAUUUACUAAGUAUCCUACAAAGUGUGUCCAGACCAAAAUUGAUCAGUUUUGGAGCUAUAUUGAAAGAUUUAAGGCCAAAUUAUGAUUUAUGCUCUGAUUAGGAUGAUUGAUAAAACAUAAAUUUGAAUGAUUUGGUACUAUUAAUUAUCCAAUAUUGGAAAUUACAUCAUGGGUGAUAUACUUGCCAAUUUUUGUCUCAAUCAUGCGAUCAGAGAGAGGUGGUAACCCACUUGGUUCCUAUUUUGAUUAGAACCGUGUAAGUGUUGUGGUGUAGCGGUUCUGACUCUCGCCUCUUAAUCAGAGGGUUGUGUGUUUGAAUCUCACCACAGCUAUAUGGCAAAGUCCAGAUUUGACUUUGACAUAUGGAAGCUCUCUUUCCCAAUGCUAACAUAGAGGGCCGCCUGACUACCAAUCACUAACCCAGUGCCAAUCCCCACUCAAAGGGAGUGGAGAAAGGGCAUGCUAUGUUCGCGGGUAAGCUAUACGCUCCGAUUGCCAGAUGAUAUCUGUAAACCAGAGACGUACCGAUAUAUUAAGCACUAUAUAAAGUGGAAUAUCAUUUUUCAUUUACUUAUUGAAUCAACAAAAUCAUGGUAUGUAUAUACAAACAGUAAUGAGUGAUUAAAACAAUUAGAGACAAAAUCAAACAUAAAUCAAAAGAAAAAGAAAACACCUUGUGUAAUUUCAUAACAUUCGUAUACAUGCAGCUAACCCGUUCUGAUGGAGGAAAAUUAUUUUCUUUCUCUUGUCUUGCUCACCAGAUCAUGUUUAUAUAGAACUUUCAUUGUUAUUAGUAGUAGUAUGAAAAUGCUUUCAACUAUGAAGUAUUCAGAAAUAUCAGGCACGUUUACAUACAUAUAUCUGACAACAUGCUUAAUUUGUUUAGAUUAUUCAUUUCAUCAUGAGUGUAAUGUAUAGUUGGAUUGUUAAUAACCCUAAAAGGACUGGGCUAUUUGAGAUCUAUCGAGGACUGGGGGGGGGGGGGAUCAUGCCCCCCAGUCCUUUUAGAGUUAAUGUUGAUUGUGUAAAUUUUGAAUAUUGAAUAAUCAUUCUGACAAAAUCAUGUUUUCCUUGUUACACGCACAAUAUCGUAUUGCUAUCUCUUUAUUAAGUCAAACAUUUGGUUCUUUUCCCUCCUAUUUUGUGUGUUAAAUUAGAAAUUUUGUAUCAAAAUAAAUACUUUGUAAAGUUGCAAAUGAUAUUACAAUCGACUGGAGUAUGGAAAGCCAAAAUGGGGUUCUGAAUCACUAAUUUUCAUUAGCUUUUAGUUAGACUAUACAGAUAUUGGUUGUCAUUCUUACUUGAAAUGCACAUUGUAUCAAGUUAUGGAAUCAUUUGAAAUAUAUAUACACUAGUUGUCAAUGAGGACAAAAAUUGAAAAAUAUUGAAGGUCAAAUUUUGACAUGGUUCCCUGUUUUUAUCAUAAAACAAAAGUAUUCCGAAUGUUAUUUGUAUAUUAUUUAUUUACUGGAUCAUUAGUUAUCAUGAAUGA